GGACGCACUUGCUUCGGCGUAGCUGCCCCCUCCCAUCCACCGCCGAAAGCCGGGACGUCUUCGUCCCUCCACUACUCCACUCCACUUCACUCCAGUCCACGGAGGACACUGAGUGGUCCAGUUCGCGCCGAGGCCGAGUCAUCUGAGCCGAGUUAGUUCGGAGCGUGAGGACCCCCUGUUCGUCAAACGCGGCUCCGUGUUCCGGCCGCAGGCGCAGACUGACCGCGACCCAGCAGUAACCACCGUCCUCAGGGAUACUACAUUUUCAUCUAUACUCUCAGGACAACAAGGAGCGCCCACACACAAUGGCACCCAAGAAGGCCUUCAAGUGCGGUGUGUGUGCCAAGAGGUUCCCGACAAAAUCCCUUCUUGAGAGUCACGAGCGCAUCCACACCGGAGAGAAGCCGUUCGAGUGUACCGUAUGCCACAAGACGUUUGCACAGAGUGGUGUUCUGGGACGGCACAUUCGCACCCACACGGGCGAAAAGCCUUUCGAGUGUGCAGUGUGCCACAAGAACUUUACUACGAAAUAUGGGCUCACUGUUCAUCUCCGCAUCCACAACGGGGAAAGGCCAUUCGAGUGCAACUUGUGUGACAAGAAAUUCACGCAAAGGAACGCCCUGCAAAGGCAUACACGAACCCACACGGGCGAAAAGCCACACGAGUGCCCAGUGUGCGGUAAGAAAUUUGCAGACACUCGACUAUUGAACGGUCAUGUGCGUUGCCAUUCAGGGGAGAAGCCUUUUGAGUGCGUUGUGUGCAAUAAGAAAUUUUCAUGGAGUGAAAACUUGCGUCAUCAUCUGCGUACCCACACGGGAGAGAAGUCCGUCGAGUGUGCCGAGUGCAACAAGGUAUUUUCGUGUAGGUCGGUGUUGAAAAACCAUGUCCUCAUCCACACAGGAGAGAAGCCCUAUCACUGUAAAGUGUGCGGCAAAACAUUUUCGAAAAAUGAAAAUCUGCGAUCUCAUAUCCGAACGCACACCGGGGAGAAGCCAUAUGCGUGUACGUUGUGCGAAAAGAAAUUUUCGCGUAGUGAUCAUCUGCAAGUACACCAUCGGAAGCACACGGGGGAGAAGCCUUUCGAAUGCGCGGUCUGCGGCAAGAAAUUUGUGACCGAUUCCCAUCUUCUAAAACAUCUUCGCACUCACACGGGAGAAAAGCCUUUUGAGUGUAAGUUCUGCAACAAGAAAUUUACGGUAUCCAGCAGUCUGCGCAGUCAUCUCCAAAUCCACACACGAGAAAUUGAGUUGCACUGAACGGUGUGCAACGUGAAGUGUUUGCACGCUGGCAGUCUACGCAGACAUCUUCGAACUUACAGAGGCAAAGAGCCGUCUCCGGCGUGUUGUUUUCAGGUAGUGGUUCGCUAUAUCGGCAUCACCAGACCCAAACAGAAAUUACGGGAGAGAAGCCACUUGCAGAGUGCAGAGUGCAAUUUUUUGAGGCGAAGACUCUGGUUGUUCACCUUCGAAGGUGCUUUGCUUUGUAUAGGGUGUUGUGAAAAACGUACAUGUGCAAUGUGGAAAUACAUUUUGUUUUGUUUUGUUACCGGCACUUAUUUUACAUGAUUAAUUAAAUUGCAAUGUACCUAUUUAUACGUUUGUGUGCCUUCUUAAACCUUUUCUGCACAAAGGGGAGUGGGUGAUAAAAUGAGAGGGGGCACAUGAAGUUGGGAA
Messenger RNA from Frankliniella occidentalis (western flower thrips), 1673 nucleotides. Its product is annotated as zinc finger protein 658B-like. Lineage: Eukaryota; Metazoa; Arthropoda; Insecta; Thysanoptera; Thripidae. The transcript has 2 exons. Gene Ontology annotation, molecular function: RNA polymerase II cis-regulatory region sequence-specific DNA binding; DNA-binding transcription factor activity. Gene Ontology annotation, biological process: regulation of transcription by RNA polymerase II. The coding region runs from base 306 to 1256 and encodes 316 amino acids. The record is from RefSeq and is a predicted model, not a curated record.